GCUUCCCCGCCUCGGCAAAGUGCCGGAAGUGGCUUUCCAUUGAGGGCGACUGAACGGAGGCGACCGGCAUAAUUUUCAUUCACCCUUAUUUUCUCUCUCUCGGGUAGCCGUAAAGUGCGCAAUGUAAAAUCUACGUGUGUUAAGACGAACUUAAAAUUGUAACGACACUAAAGCAUUCGAUUUUUAUUGCAAGGCUUGGAAAUGUCGCAAGAAGCUCAUGGACAGGAGGGGAAUGGAAAGGUUAGCAGGGUCAUUCGAAUUGGAACCAGAAAAAGCCAGCUUGCUCGUAUCCAAACAGACAGUGUGGCUGAAAAGCUGAAGAAGCUUUAUCCAGAUGUCCUCCUUGAAAUUGUUGCCAUGUCAACAACUGGAGAUAAAAUCCUGGACACAGCAUUAUCAAAAAUUGGAGAAAAGAGUCUUUUUACCAAAGAGCUGGAGAAUGCUCUGGAGAGGAAUGAGGUAGAUCUGGUAGUGCAUUCCUUGAAGGACUUGCCCACUGUGCUUCCCCUUGGCUUCACCAUAGGAGCUGUGCUUGAACGAGAGUGCCCUUUUGAUGCUGUAGUUCUGCACCUUAAGAAUACAGGAAAGUGCCUUGACACUUUGCCAGAAAAGAGUAUUAUUGGUACCAGUUCACUUCGCCGUGCAGCUCAGUUGAAGAAAAGAUUUCCUCACCUGGAGUUCAAAGAUAUUCGGGGCAACCUCAACACUCGCCUGAAGAAACUGGAUGAGAAGGAAGACUUCUCUGCCAUCAUACUGGCGGCAGCUGGGCUGACUCGUAUGGGUUGGGAGAAUCGUAUCAGCCAGGUCUUGAACCCAGAUGACUGUAUGUAUGCCGUUGGGCAGGGUGCCCUAGCGGUGGAGGUUAGGGUAAGGGACAAAGACAUCCUGGAGAUGGUCUCCGUGCUGCACCACCCGGACACUGUAUUACGCUGCAUAGCCGAGAGAGCAUUCCUCAGACACCUGGAAGGGGGCUGUAGUGUGCCAGUUGCUGUUCACACAGAAGUUAAGGACUCCCAGUUGUAUCUGACAGGUGCAGUCUACAGCCUGGAUGGUUCUGACAGCCUCAAGGAGACCAUGCAGACCAGUAUCUUGCCAGGAAACCAGGUGGAGGAAGGAGUGGAUGAGGGUGCCCAGCGUGUGGGAGUUACAGCCAGCAAUGUGCCAAGGGCCUCCCAGGAUGCUGCUGAGAAGCUGGGUGUAGAUCUAGCUCAGCUGCUCCUUAGCAAGGGGGCCAAGGAAAUCCUGACAGUGGCCCGGCAGCUCAAUGAUGCUCGCUAGCCUUACUUGGAAGUUUUUGCCUCGGUUUGACAGUGAGCACUGGACAGUGCUAAAAGCCCCAUUCAGCCACGUGAACAGUUUCAAACUUCUCAAGACAUUUUACUUGAUCUGAAACCUGAGUGUGCGUAGGUUGUUUUUAAAUCACAAUCUCAUUCUGUAUACUAUUAGUCAUUUCUAUUUUUUUUUUUAAACUGCAUCCAUGGGUGCAAUAUUUAAAAAGAGAAAAACGUGCCAGAAUUUACUGUGUAUGUUUUAUAAAAAUGCAAAACUACUGAGUAUUAAAAUUUUAUCUAAUUAACUGUUGGGAAAAGUGGAAUGAACACCUGCUUACACAACACCAUUCCAAGUUUGAGACAACAAGCCUACCAGAAUUUUACUUGAAAUUUUACUGUAAGAUGUAGCUGUAUAUGGUAUAUAAUAGUUGUCCACAUCAUUCCAGGUAGUAAGUUAAUAGCCAUGUUUAUUUUCAUUUACAUGAAUUGCAGAGAGAAUAUAUAGAAUAUUUACUUACUGGCUCUUCCCCCCCCACAGAAAAUCAUAUUUUUGCCAGCAGUGAGGAAUGUAUCCCUUUGUGGACUGACAGUGUAUCAAUUUAAGUCAUUUAGAAUGUUAUGAAACAUUUUGGGUUUCUGAAACUUCACUGAAAAUCAGUCCUAGAUCAGUAGCUGUAAGUCUGCAGAGGGAAGAAAUGCAUACACCCUUCAAAUAUUGGUUUAAGUAGACGUAUAACGUUUCCAUGUCUCGUUCACCUGAAAAAACAGCUUGGUGUAUAAUAAACAGUAUAUUUAUCAGAAUCUUGUCAUGAAAUGAUAUGCUGUUGGAUUAAAUUCAUCCGGGACUACUACAGAUUGGAAUGCAGGAAAAGUACGUUUUCAGUUCUUUACGAAACACUCUAAAACGUAUUUUUAAGCGAAGCAGCAUGUUUGAGUUACA
Scleropages formosus (Asian bonytongue) is the source of this 2211-nucleotide messenger RNA. RefSeq names its product porphobilinogen deaminase-like. Gene Ontology annotation, molecular function: hydroxymethylbilane synthase activity. Gene Ontology annotation, cellular component: cytoplasm. The coding region runs from base 202 to 1278 and encodes 358 amino acids. The transcript has 14 exons. NCBI's taxonomy places the organism in Eukaryota, Metazoa, Chordata, Actinopteri, Osteoglossiformes, Osteoglossidae. The record is from RefSeq and is a predicted model, not a curated record. Gene Ontology annotation, biological process: heme biosynthetic process.